AUUUUAAUGGGUCAUUGCUAAAGCUAACUUAUAGAAUUAUAAAACAACAACACUAAUUUAUCAAAGAAAUAUUCAAUAUAAUAUAAUACAAAUAAUAGAAAAAGACAGGAUUCAUAAGAAACCUUGCAAGAGAACGGACCCCAUGCAAAUGAAUUAUCCAGACUUUUUGAAUGCAGAAAGCAAUCGGAAAAGUAUAGGGUCGAAUACUUCCAAAGACACAUCAAAAGGCAGUCCACCCAGCACCAUAUCAUCUACCACCACAGUUUCUAGUAAUGGUACGACAAAUUCGUCCAAAUCGAACGAAGACCCUAUACGCUUCAACAACAUGCUAUUCAACGGAUUAUCUACAUUGGACGAAACCCAAGCUGUCGACAUAUUAUCCCCUCCACAUGCUCGAAAUUACUACAAUUGUUUUGACAAUAUAAACCCACCAAAAAGAGACACAUUUAAUUUACCCCGCGAAUUACAAGGUGGAGUCAACAACAUAUCUUCAAGAAGACCUAGUUAUGCUGCUGAAUCAUUCACCAGAAAUACUAACUUCCCAGCCUUUGGCGCACCUAAUUUAUCCAUACAACAAUCUCCAGGCGAAUUUGACCUGCAACAUCAACCUCCACAAGUACCCAAGACGGCAAAUUCUUCCAAGUUUUUCAAUAGUAAUAAGUCCUUUACACCUUCGUUUUCCAAUCAACUUCCUAUGGUUAAUACAUUUUCCAACCCAAAUGCUCAAUUUCAAUAUGAUCAAUUCAGUGACAAUUUUGCCAAUAUGAAUAUAAAUACUAAUUUCAAUAAUUUCCAAUCUAGUAGACCUACACAACAAGUUCAACAACAGCAGGAGCAGCAGCCAUCACAACAGGGUCAACAACAAUCACAACAACAAUCUCCAGGAACUCAGAAACUAAGUCUUUCUCCUGGCUCCAAUAAUUUCCCAAUAAGAUUAGAGAAUGGUUUGAUAUUAAAAGAUAAGUACAUUAUUGCUUCUUCAGACCGGUUGAAAUCACUUUUCCUUAAAACAAUGAAAUAUUUCCAGGACCCUGCAAUAACUGCUGAAAUCUUGACCAAAUUGAAUGCAUUAUUGAUGAAUCCAGUCAUAAUUAAAUUAGUUACAUUUAUCAAGAAUCUUAACAAUUUGACGUUUAAUCAUAAGAUCUUAUGUCUUGUUAUAAAUAAGAAUGGGAAAUUUGAUUUGUUGUCCUACCCCAACAAUUCUAACAUUCUUUUACAAAAGAAUGAUUUGGUUAUUCUGGAUGGUGAUAGAGGUAAAGAUUUGGUUAUGAUUGUUGAACCUCUUGUUAAUUUGGAUUUUGCGAUUUUAUUUAAUUUCUUAAAAAAGGUUGAACAUUUAAAGAGUUUAACUAUUCAAGACAAUGCUGGUAAAGUUGGAAAUCGCGGCCAAGUGAGUAAGAGUAAUGGUGGAACCCAUUCGACUUUGUUGAAUGCUUCUAGCAUAAUUACGUCUCAUCUGAAUGAAGAUAAUGAAUUCAUAAUUACUUUGCCUACUAAACAGGUUCUUAGGUUUGCCACUCCCGCUGAGGUUCACAAGAUUAGUGGGAAAUUCCUCGAGGAAAAGAAGGCAUUUAUCACUUGCUAUAAUAAGAUCAAGGAGCUUAACUUGGAAUCCAAUUUGACCUUGAUUAAUGUUGAGUAUCAGAGUGAUUUGAAGAAGUUGAUCUUUUAUUAUUUUGCUGGGUUUAAGCGAAUUGAUUUCCGAGGAUUGAUUAAAGAACUAUUCAAGAUUUAUAAAACAAGAAUUUGGCUCUGUGCUGUUUUACCAUUUGAUAAACCCGAGACUUAUAUUACCAUGAAGAAGAACCAAAAAGUGCCAGAAAAGAAUUCUGAAGAGGAUAUAAUUCCUCGGGAAUAUGAUUUAUCAAAUGAACAAAUUUUGAAUUUCUCAAUUAACGAGUUUGAUAAUUUGGCUAGUCCAAAUUAUUUCCAUCUGAUUAAUUUAUUGAAUUUGAUUGAGCAUUUGAAUAAUGAAUUGGAAGGAUACUUUUAUGGAUUUAACAGUGAUAAGAAAACAACACAACCUACAACAACACCAAAUCAAAAACAACAGCUAAAACAACAACAACAGCAGCAGCUGCAACAACAGGGUGUUUCCAACGAACCUUAUUGUGUUGAGCCUGAUCGCAGCCGAGUAUUGCCUUAUUUUGAUCCGUUUGGCGACGCUAAAUAAGACUCUAAUUUACUUUCCAUGUCGUGUUUGAUAGAUAUUAUAAAAGAGGGAUUAUGGACAAUUUUUAUUACUACGAAUUUAAAAUUAGGGAUGUUCCCUAUCAGAGAGAAAGAUAGACAUUAUUGAAUUUUUAUUAUUUGAUUUUUUUUUAACUCUAAUAUGUAUUAUUGGACUGUUUUUGGUUAUACAUACAAACCUUCUUUAUUAUGGCUUAUUUUAAAAGAUGAUUUAUUUAUUGAGAUUUUAUAUAGUUUUGUAGAUGAAAAAUAUAUACUUUAUACAACAGUAUUGGCUAUAACUUUGCAUUCGUUUUUAUGGCAAGUCAUUGUGUGCCCGAGAGCGGCGCAAAACCCAAACAAGAAAAAAAUCAGCCGCAGGAAGAACUGGCUUUAUACUUCAAUCAUAACCGUAUUAAUAAUUGACACGAGAAGACUGCAAUGUCAAAACGACCCAGAUCAAUCGAGGAUCUAUUGAAAGAUGAUGAUUUCAAAGUUCCGAAAUUCAUCUCAAAAGUUAAACGAGAACAGUUAUCCAAUAAACAGAACCAAGGGAAUACAACAGUUCCAGUCAAACGAGCCAAAAAGAAAUUAACUUACGUCGACGAAGAAGAAGAAGAAGAAGAAGAUAUAGAAGAGCCUUCGAGACAAGACGUCGGUCGAAAUAAAUCUAAUAACAAGAAAGGUUCAAGGUUUCAUUUUGAUUGGGAUGAUCAAGAAGACACCACAUCUUCAUUUACACUUUUACUUGAGGACGAGGACCAAGAUGAGCCAGAACUUGACAAUGAAAUUACAAGCUAUGAAUCUCCUUGGACCAAAUCUCUUGAGCUGAUGACGG
Molecule: messenger RNA, 3010 nt
Organism: Spathaspora passalidarum NRRL Y-27907
Lineage: Eukaryota; Fungi; Ascomycota; Pichiomycetes; Serinales; Debaryomycetaceae
Gene: PSP1
Product: Psp1p
Exons: 2
Coding region: 143-2176 (677 amino acids)
Cellular component (GO): cytoplasm
Source: RefSeq, a predicted model, not a curated record